Molecule: messenger RNA, 2062 nt
Organism: Neohortaea acidophila
Lineage: Eukaryota; Fungi; Ascomycota; Dothideomycetes; Mycosphaerellales; Teratosphaeriaceae
Exons: 1
Coding region: 256-2022 (588 amino acids)
Source: RefSeq, a predicted model, not a curated record
CGCCUUAUCUCCGGCCACCUCAAGCAACAUUCACGACUGUCACUUCGGCCUUCACCACCCCCAAAUCGACCGGCGCGGAGUUUCCGCCACCUUCGCCACUUCCUACAUCCUUCCCCCUGACCGCAUGAGACGGCGAUAAGAGAAGGAGAAGGGCGGCCGUCACAUUUCCGAUCUCGGAUUGCUCUUGGACUGCUACAUGGAGUCUAGGCAUUCUAGGCAACUCUGUGCGCUCCACUGACGCCUGACACCUCCACGAUGCAUAGCAUCUUCCGCCUCCCCUGGUGCAGUGAACCGGUGCCUCCCAAAAUGGCCGAGCCCGAUGCGCUGGAAAGAAUGCGCCCCGAGCCCGUAGUGGAGAUUCCUGUCUUGGCCAAGUUCAAGAGGAAGCGCGCGAGCGAGGGCAUGUCGCCCCGUGCACGGCCGAGCAAGAAGCAGCGACCAGUCAACUCUCGGCCCAGCGAGGACAAGAGCGAACCAGCAGCGCCUGCUUCACCUCUCAGCCUAGACUUCAACGCUUCCGUCUCCCCCGAUGCCGACAUGCUCGACGUGGAGCACCUCAGCCUCGACAAUAUGCUGUCCAGGGCACAAGAGGUCAUCGAGAACGAGUUCAACGUCCAAAUUCUUAUGAAGCACAACGAACUUCGUUUGAUUGAUCAAGAGCUGGCCAAGUGUCAUAUUGCCCUUGAACAGCUGAGGAGGGUGGAGCUACGCCCUUGCGCAGACAGUACGGCACUCCCGGAAGGCAUCUCGCCGACUUCGUUCGAUCCGCCUUAUCCGGCUGCUUAUGGCGUGACUGAUGGCCCCUACACCAGUCAUUACAACCAGUGGCUCCUGCAUGACCCUCUUUUCGAGUCCGGCCUUCCGCCACCCGUCUAUCUUGACGAUUCUGCUGGCCGAUCAACUCGCAACAGUGGCUCGGCUCGAAAGUCCAUGAGCACGUCGUUUGUCUUCCCUGCGCCUCAGAGUGAGACUCUGCAGAGUAUCCCCAACUACCCUGCGCCUACGAUCAAGGACAAAUCCAACCCUCUCGUGCUGAAGCGCUCUACGGACAAUCAAUUUGUCAAGCUCAUCUGCAACAACUGCCUGCGUGGCAACUUCUCCAGUAUCCAGGGCUUCCUCAACCACUGCCGAAUCGCACACAAAGUCGACUACAAAUCACACGACGCUGCUGCGAUUGACUGUGGUCGAAUACUCGACGAGAGUGAGGUCGCGACUUUGCCCUCGGACCCUCAACCCACACCGUCCCACAAGCCCAGCUUGAGUCGUCUCUCGACUUCAUACCCAGCUCCUCCGCGUGGAGGUCUUGUCCAUCCUUUCAAUGGUCCAGCAGCACCUCCUCCAUCCGCCUCGAGCAGACAGAAGGCUACAGCCACGCGUGCGCCGGUUCCUGAUCUGGCUAUUGGGAAUCAUGCGCCCACUCAACCACUCACCGCUUCUGCACAAGCUCCACGUCUCUCAGCGUACUUUGCCAAGCACGGUUUUGGUGGUGAUCUGGCUUCUGCGGUGGCUGGCGCGAGCGACAAACUCGACCUCGGUCUGGACGACGACUCUCCGGACGCUCCCGGCCAACAGUCCCCGUUGGAGUCUAUGGAUGAACGUGCUUCCAUGAUGACCAUGGCGCGUUCGGCAAGCAACAAGGGCAUCCGGCACACUCAACGUCAGCCGCGACCGGCUCCUCUGACGUCCAUGGGAUUCGACGGCAGUGAGGCUCUCGAGUCUCCUCAAUAUCCCCCCAGCAGCGCUGCGAACUACAGCCCGCAUACUGCUGACAGCAAUCCGGGCCUGGUUAGUGACCGUGAAGACGAUGACGACGACCACGCCUCGGUAUCGGAGGAUGACGAGGAUGCGGAGUACUCACAACGCGCGUUCCCCGUUGCAGGUGGUACAUGUUCGGACAACGUGAACGUGGAGAUUGACGUGGCCGGGGAUGAUGAGCAUGGUGUCGAUGGCGCCGGGCGUGUUAUCAUCCGCAGGGAGGAAGCGAAAAAUACCCCGCGCAAGCUAGGCAAAGCAAAGCGUUGAAGAAAGAGGGCAGCACAAAAGCAGAAAAUUGGCUACUUCG